Polistes canadensis is the source of this 3184-nucleotide messenger RNA. RefSeq names its product protein lozenge-like. Lineage: Eukaryota; Metazoa; Arthropoda; Insecta; Hymenoptera; Vespidae. Bases 1040 to 2599 code for a protein of 519 amino acids. Gene Ontology annotation, biological process: regulation of DNA-templated transcription. The transcript has 6 exons. Gene Ontology annotation, cellular component: nucleus. Gene Ontology annotation, molecular function: ATP binding; RNA polymerase II cis-regulatory region sequence-specific DNA binding; DNA-binding transcription factor activity, RNA polymerase II-specific. The record is from RefSeq and is a predicted model, not a curated record.
UGUCGUCGUCAUCGUCAUCAUCAUCGUCGUCACUGGUGAUGGUAGUAUUAGUAGUGGCGAUGGUAAUGGUGGUAGUGGUAGUGGUUAUGGUGAUGGUGAUGGUGGUGGUGGUUAUGAUCGUAGUGGGGAGAUUGGUGAAGGAGCAAGAGCGUGUCCCGUGGCGAGCACGAGUAGGGUGGGGGUGGUGAGUUGCAGAGGAGAGUUGCAGAGGAGAGUUGCGGAGGUUAUGCCGACCCGGGCCGCUUCCGCGGAACACGCGGCCUGCUCAGCCGCGGCAUUACGUCGCGCACCGUCGACCGCGACUGACGUUAGUCAGUAAAAUUGUUCACGUUGUUAUACUAUAUUAUUAACAUUUUUUUCCUCCACGCCUCUGUGUGUAUAUUUAUUUUUAAUUGAUUUCAUUCGAAGUUAUAGAGAAAAAGAAAGAAAGAUAGAAUAAAAAGAGACAGGAGAAUCAGUAGUGAUUAGAUUAACGAUUCAUAUUAUACGCGAAAACGAUUUCGGUUGAUCAUUGUAAUAAUAAUAUUAUAAGAUUAUGCAAACUUUUUAGUGUUCGGAGUGAUGAUAGUGUAGGACGAUUAUAUCCAGUGAGCCACGUGCUUAGUGAUUCCCGCGCAUUUUUUUUCUCUUUUGAGUGACUUAUAAAAUAAUAAAAGAAAAAUUUGGUUAAAAAAGACUUAUUAUUUAUUGGUUAUAAGUUAGUUUGAAAAAGGGGCUGAUUAAAUAAUAGUGAUUCGAAUCGUUUGAUGAGAGAUAAAGAAAAAGGAGAUAUAAUUUUGGUGAAAUGGAUAGAGAGGAGAUUUUGAUUAGAUUUUAAAGGAUGUAUCGGUGAACCCAAAGGAUGCGCUCGAUCGGAGAAGACGAAUGCGCGAGCGGAGGGCAACGUGGGGGUACCUGUUGGUAGCAAAGUGGUGGUCGCUCGUCGACGGGUCGACUAGAUCGGCUCCGUCGGUAAGGUCCGCUUGAAGUAAAGGUCACGACGUCUCGCGCGGAGGAUACGUGUUUGGUGGGUGACGAGGAGCGGCUACUGGCCGAUGGGAUGCAUCUACCGGUGGGUUCCGUGGGCUGCGGGGAGAAUUACGGCACCGUCGGAUCUCAGGAAGGCGCCGGCCCGUGCGGUCCCUCCCUGGCACCCCUCCAAGGGGUCAACACCAGGUACCAUCAGGGUGACGACGGCGAAAACGGCGGUGGUGCAGGCGAAAUGAGCGAGAGUGCCGCCGUCGGCGAACUUUGGUGGACCGAGAGACUCGUCGGUGAGGCACAAGCUGAACAUCCCGGCGAACUCGUUAGAACAGGUUCGCCGUACUUCCUCUGCAGUCAAUUGCCAACUCACUGGAGAUCCAACAAAACCCUACCAGUGGCUUUUAAAGUAGUAGCCCUAGGCGAGGUUGGCGAUGGAACCCUCGUUACUGUUCGCGCUGGUAACGAUGAAAACUGUUGCGCUGAAUUACGUAAUUCGACUGCACUUAUGAAAAAUCAAGUCGCCAAAUUUAAUGAUCUUAGGUUCGUCGGUAGAAGUGGAAGAGGAAAAAGCUUUAGCAUCACGAUAACAGUCUCGACGAGUCCACCUCAGGUAGCAACUUAUACCAGGGCGAUCAAAGUUACCGUCGAUGGACCGAGAGAACCACGUUCGAAAACGAGACAACAGCAUCAACAAUUUCGAGCACUUGGUUUGGGUCAAAGACCAUUCUUGGAUGCACCAAACUCGUUCACCUCCCACCUACGAGAACUGGAGUCCUACAGGAGGAAUAAGCAUCACCAUCAUCACAGCAGUCACUUACACGGACAGCAGACUGGCAGCAACGUCACCGCGAAUUCGGUUAGCGGUGCCUGCUCCAACCCCAACAACACCGACCCAACCGCAUCGCCCGCUUCCAGUACACACCUCGGAGCUACCGGAGGAGGUUCCUCUAGUACUGCUCAUCAGGAUUGCUACAAGCAUAGUCCUCAACACGGUGACACAAGUACGAGCACCACUGAAUGGUCUUAUCCAUCGACAGCUCCUUCUUAUCCAGCUCCACCAGUAAGUAGCGGUGGAUCGUAUUCUCCAAUUCCAGGUGGUGCAUUCUCUUAUCCCGGUGAAUCCUUAUCUCAUCAUCCAACAACGGAACCUGUACCAUUACCAACCGUUUUACCACCGGAGAGUCAACAGGACACCUACACUCCAAACUGCGUUUCCAUGUAUCCCGGUCACGGAACUUCGUCGACGUCGUUACCUCUGAUACCUGGAAAGCCUAGUGACCCUGAUAUCUUCGCAGGUGGUGGAACAGGAAGCGCAAGUCCAGGAUAUCAUUACGGUUCCUGGACACCUGGACCAGCUACGCCGGUACCGGUUGCCUCGCACAACUACAAUCCUAAUUAUCAAGGCUAUUACAAUAAUCCAAGUCAAAAUUACAUAAGUCCGGCCCCUAUGGUUCUUUAUCCGCAGCUUUACAGUACGGUCAAUCAGAAUCAAAUUCAUUUGCAUCUACACGGUGAUCUUAGCGAUGAACAAGUAACCAUUGCUGGUGGUAAUUUGACCAUCAGUAGUAAUCGUCUUGAGAUUGGUGUUCUCGGUGAAGAAAACGAACAAAGGAACGACGUUUGGAGACCUUAUUAAUUCAAAAGCAUAAUUUUAAAAGAGAAAAAGAAAGAAAAAAAAACAAGGAUUUAACGAGAUGUUUCAUUGUAGGACCAAUUUGUUUCGUACUAUGUUGAAAAUGUCAUAGUGAAAUAUGUUCGGUGAAAGUGUGUGAGAAUAUGAACGAUGAAAGAAAGUGUGUAUUUAGGAUAUUUUCUAUUACCGACAAUUCUUUCUAAUAAUCAACGUAUUGCGUUUGUGGGAAAGGGAGGGGGUGGGAGGUAAUUGGUCAUAAAUUUGUUUUAAGGAAAGGCUGUUAAUCGAUACGAUUGCUAUAAAUACGUACGAAAAUUUUCGUUGUUUCUUGUAUAGUGCGAGAGUUCUCGCGAAAGAAAGAAAAAAAGGAAAUAAUAAAAAUACUUAUAAACUAUCGUAAGUCAAUCUUGAGAAUCUGAUGUUGAUUGAAAAAAGACUGAAUAUUCAUGAUGUCAGAUUUCAAGUAUUAUCAAAGCUAUUAACACGCUAUCUUAUUCGAUAUUAUUCGAAAAAGGGAUAGGAAGAAUGUGAGUUCGUUGGAAGAAUAAAAAUACGAAAAAAUAAACAAGAUAAUAAAUAAAUAAAUAA